AGUCGCAAUUGUCAAAGAUGCAAUUAAUCACAGACAGGGGGAGGUGUCGGCAUGUAAGCGAUAGAGGUUUAAGUUAAUUUAGUAGGUAAUUGUUCGCGUCAUGAGCGAAAUGAAAGCUAGAGUGAAACUAGUAUAACUUUCCUGUUACAUAAAUACAGCGUUUGAGUUAACGGAUGGUGCAUUUAUACAAUAAGGCACUUUACGUAGAGCGUAUGACAGUUGAAACUAAUCCCAGGAGCCCGCUACUUGAGUUUGAUAUUGUAUUUUCAUAUGACAGUGUUCUGUACACUUUUGUAAACAAUGGAAGGUGUAGCAGGAGAUUUGCAGACUAAAUAUACCAAAGUGGCUGCCGAAUAUUCUAAGCUUCGUGCGCAAGCUGCCGUUCUGAAGAAAGCAGUUUUGGAAGAACAGACACGAAAUGCGGAACUGCGCGAUGUUAUAAAGGAAAAGGAACAGAGUCUCCGUAAAGUUGACCAAGAAAUGGACAGUUUAACUUUUCGCAACCAGCAGCUAACGAAGAGGGUCACUGUUCUUCAGGAUGAAUUAGAUUCACUGCAGUCUCGUGUGAAGAAAGGCAAAUUGAAAAGUUCAGAAUCAGAGAAACUGUUGGACCAUGAUAAUCACAUUAUUGAUGAAGAAUUUCAGCUAAAAAUAGAAGAAAAUGCUAGACUUGUAUCAAUGCUGCAUGAUAAGGAUGAAGCUCACCAGCGAGAUGUAUCUGAGCUGAGGUCUAAAUUGGAUGCUUUAGAAGCUGAAUUGAAACAACACCAUGAAGUGAAUACAGAUGCGGAACACAAAUAUAAGGCUGUUAUUGAAUCGCUGGAAGGUGAAAAGGCAGCAUUGAAUCGUGGGGUGGAGGCUCAGGGAAAAGCGCUUGAACAAACCACUGCAGAGCUGUGUGAACUGAGGCAACAUAGCCAAUCUCUAGAGAGGAGGCUGCAACAUUCACAGGACAUCAUCAGCAACCGCCUGCCAUUUAUAGACUCAACCAAUAGUGAAUUGAAUGAGCUAAAUGUGCCAACCCAUGACCGUAAGCGGCAUAUCUACAUUCAGCAUGUGAUAUCACAAGCUGGGCUUCAUGUUCGUGAAUUGUGUUCAGCACUGUCAGACUUUCACACAUACACCGAGCAGCGGCUUCAAGCAUCACAUGAGAAAUUAAGUCCAGUUAAUUCAAAGUUGUCUUCCCAUUUGCGAAACAAUGCACACUACUUGCGUGCUAUUGAACAAGGUUAUAGAGAAUUUCAAGCUAGUUUGGAAAUGGAACCACUAGUCUCACUUGAAACACUACCGUGUCUAGGAAAGCUAAGCACCCAUUUGUCAGCAUAUACCAGCUAUUUGCAGAAACUGCAGCCAUAUUUGAAAUUAAGCUUGGAAGAGGAUACCUUAAACCCGAGCUGUUCGGAGGCAGUCCAGGUUUGUAGCCGGGAAGUGUUUCGAUACACUACAGCAUUCGUCAUUAACUUCAUUAAGCUGGCCACAUACCUGCAGCUACUGUCAUCCCAGAAUAAGAGAAGUUGUCAACAUCCUCCCUCAUCACAGAGAAGGUUUCUCUUAGAAGUUACAGAAAUACUGAAGAAUGUUCAUGAAUCUAUUAAAGAACUGUCGCGUGCUUAUGCAAGCAAGACUCAGGUGGAAAGAGAACUAUGCCCCUCCAUCACGGAUAGGUUGAAGACUACUGAUGAAUGCCUUGCUGCUUCCUUGACAGCUAUGGUUGCUGCAAGUGGAAAGCUUUCAGGUGUACUGUCUGACAGUCGCACUGAGCUGUGGAAGGGCAUGGCACUCUCUCCUGCAUCAGCUUUCUCACUUCACGCUAAGAUGCAUCCUGCCGUGUCAGCCUUCAAAAGACGUGCAGCUUCGUACAUUAAUUAUCUAGAUCAGGAUGACAUUCCCACAGUCCCUUAUGAAGAAGCACUUUUAGAAAGAGAGCAAUCCCGUUCAAGCAUAGAAAGUGGAGAGUCCUUAAAAGAGCAACUGGCUUCAGUCACUCAGCGAGCUACACAAUUGGAACAGGACAGAGAGCACUGGAAACUGGAAUUUCAACUUCUUCAGCUGAAACAUUCUAAGAAAGUACGUGAUCUUGAGGGACAGUUGCAGUCAAUAAGUGGGAGUACAACUCCACGAAGUGAAGAAACAUUGGGAUUAUCCUCUGACACGGCUGCAUCUCAUGGCCCUACUCCAGUAACUAUUAACAAUCUGCUGGGACGUCUAGAGGCACCAUUUUCACUGACAGCUGAAGCAGAAGCACGUGAAGCAGAAGUGAAGCAAUAUUUCACCCAACGUAUCAAUGAACUUGUUGCAGAAACCCAGGAAGCACGUUCUAUGGGGGCUACGUUUGCUUCUGAGUGUCGUGCUCUCCAACGACGUUUGGAGCACUGUGUCACAGGACGCAAGGAGGCAGAGGCUGCCCUUCAGGAAAGUCAGGAAUCACUUGCAAGAUUACAAGAGGAGUUGCAUACAACUACAAGAAAUUAUGAAAUGCAGCUAAGCAUAAUGUCUGAGCAUCUUGCCAACAUGAAUGAGUGCCUUGCUGUACAACGAGAUGAAAUUGAUCAACUCAAAUUCCAACUAGGACAGCAAAGUGCAAAGCUGGGUCGGAAAGGAAAGCAGAAGUAAGUACGGAUGAAGUCUUCCGACAACAUGGGUCAAGAAACACACUUACUGUACCUGGCAAGUGAGAUAGUGAAGUUGACUAAGGUAUAUUUUUUGUGCUGUGCACCAGAUUCGUUCUAGGAUCAGAACAAUUCACAAGUUUGUUCCUGUUAUUCCAGGGUUGUAAAGUACUGUUAUUUUACACUGUUUCAAAGUGUGAAAAUAUACAAACCAAUAGUAUGGAGGUUUAAUCUUCACACAUAUGUAAUGUUGCCAAGUUCUGGUCUUGUGAUUACUGAAAACAUAAAUUUUCAAAUUUUUAUUUAGUUAUGGUAGAAUGAAUAUUUGAUGGGAAAGCUGUUGAGGGAUAAUGUGACCAUGAAUCUUUUUGUUGUUAAAUAAUCUGAACAGCAUGAAUUGCUAUGUUUUCCUCUUUAUUACCAAAGCAAGUGAGCUGUACAAAGUAUAUUUAUUUACAAUUUUCUACUGUUUAUGUACAUUUACUGUAAAACAUUGUGCUGGAAAUGUAUUUAUAAUAAAGCAUUUAAAUUUAA
Schistocerca serialis cubense is the source of this 3143-nucleotide messenger RNA. RefSeq names its product protein phosphatase 1 regulatory subunit 21. NCBI's taxonomy places the organism in Eukaryota, Metazoa, Arthropoda, Insecta, Orthoptera, Acrididae. The record is from RefSeq and is a predicted model, not a curated record. The transcript is spliced from 16 exons. Gene Ontology annotation, cellular component: early endosome; membrane. Bases 301 to 2613 code for a protein of 770 amino acids.